UUUGUCCCAUAUGAAGACAGAAUAAUGCACAAACUCUUAAAGGCGCCGCUGGCCUUCAACGGAUUUGGUCGGUGUUUGUUAACAGAAAAAUGUUUAUCUGCUAUAAAAAUAAUAAGCCGAGGAUUAGUUUGUACACAACAUAGGGACGAUUUUGGCAAGGAUGAGGUUUAUGAUGUUAUUAUAUCCGGGGGAGGGAUGGUUGGAUCUGCAAUGGCAUGUGCCAUAGGUAUGGAUCCAAAUUUGGUGAGUAAGAAGAUUCUGCUGCUUGAAGCGGGUAACAAGAAAGUGAUAGACAAGGUUCCAGAAACGUACAGCACCAGAGUCAGCUCCAUCAGCCCAGGCUCCGCCACGCUCCUCAGUGGUAUUGGAGCAUGGGAACACAUCACAAAGAUGAGGUGCAAGCCAUAUAAAAAGAUGCAGGUUUGGGAUGCCUGUUCAGAUGCUCUGAUCACAUUCGAUAAGGAGAACCUGCAGGAGGAGAUGGCAUACAUCGUGGAGAACGACAUCGUUGUGGCUGCACUCACUAAACAGCUGGACAGUCUGUCCGAUAAUGUGCAAGUUAAGUACAGGUCCAAAGUGGUGAAGUAUAUGUGGCCCAUGCCCCAUCUCGCUGUAGACUCCAUGCCAUGGGUCCGGGUCACACUGGCCAACGGAGAGACUCUGCACACCAAGCUGCUGAUUGGUGCUGAUGGACUAAACUCAAUGGUCAGGGAGGAGUUAGGGAUACCCACAGUCAAGUGGAAUUAUGACCAAUCUGCUGUGGUUGCUGUGCUGCACCUAGCAGAGCCCACAGAGAACAAUGUCGCAUGGCAGAGGUUCCUCCCAACAGGGCCCAUUGCAAUGUUGCCGUUGUCUGACACGGACAGCUCCCUAGUGUGGUCGACCAGUCAUGGGCUCGCAGAGGAGCUGCUGGAGCUGGACGAGGAGAGCUUUGUCGACGCCAUCAACUCUGCAUUUUGGAGUAAUGAGAACCAGUCAGAGCUGAUUGAGACGGCUGGCUCUCUGUUCCGUGGUGUCCUGUCGGCCAUCAUGCCGUCUGUAGGUUCCCCUAGACAGCUCCCUCCAAGUGUGGCGGGGAUUGGCCCAAAGACCCGGGUUAUGUUCCCACUGGGCGUGGGUCACGCAUCAGAGUACAUAAGGCACCGUGUUGCUCUCAUUGGGGAUGCAGCCCACCGUGUCCAUCCUCUAGCAGGUCAGGGAGUCAACCUGGGCUUUGGGGAUGUGGCUUGUCUCACACAGCUCUUGAGCCAGGCAGCCUUUAACGGGAAGGACCUGGGAGCAAUACAGCACCUAUUAGCAUAUGAAACUGAACGGCAGCGACACAAUCUGCCCAUGAUGGCUGCCGUCGACCUCAUGAAACGCCUUUAUUCUACGAAUGCUGCUCCCGUGGUUCUCCUACGCACCUUCGGUCUGCAGGCCACCAACAUGCUCCCAUUACUAAAAGAGCAGAUCAUGGCAUUUGCAAGCAAGUGAUUCAUCCAUUGGUUGAUCUCCUGUGACUUUAAAAGCUUGUAAAAAUUUGAAUGUAAAAUAACUAAAAU
Monopterus albus (swamp eel) is the source of this 1541-nucleotide messenger RNA. It is a transcript of the gene coq6, whose product is annotated as coenzyme Q6 monooxygenase. The transcript has 12 exons. Bases 25 to 1473 code for a protein of 482 amino acids. Gene Ontology annotation, cellular component: mitochondrion. Gene Ontology annotation, biological process: ubiquinone biosynthetic process. The record is from RefSeq and is a predicted model, not a curated record. Gene Ontology annotation, molecular function: 4-hydroxy-3-all-trans-polyprenylbenzoate oxygenase activity; FAD binding. NCBI's taxonomy places the organism in Eukaryota, Metazoa, Chordata, Actinopteri, Synbranchiformes, Synbranchidae.